Racocetra fulgida is the source of this 901-nucleotide messenger RNA. NCBI's taxonomy places the organism in Eukaryota, Fungi, Glomeromycota, Glomeromycetes, Diversisporales, Gigasporaceae. The record is from the annotation of a GenBank genome assembly.
AUGCUUGUCUUAUAUCAUCGUCGUAUACUUAAAGAUGAUCAAAGUAUGAGUGUUCUUAGUCGGCAAAGAUACUGGGCUGAAAAGCUGGUUGACCAUCUUUUCCGUUAUCAAUCUCCGCAAACAAGUUGCCCUGAGAUAUCACAUUUAGUGAUUCGUAAUCAUCUUAGUAAAAUAUAUGAUGGUUUCAUUGAUCUCGCUCAUAAAGUAUGGUUGCGAAAUAAGUUCAAAGAUGGCAAAAAAGUUAGAGGAGUGUUUGCAAAUGGCAGAAACUUUGGAGUUAUGUUAAAAAGCAUGUUCGUAUUUCAAAAGUUGCAUGAUAGAUGGAGUAUCAAUAAAUUUUAUUGGGAUGUAAAGGGACUCCGUUGUGAAAUUAAAGACUCCUUUGACCACAAUUCAUCCUAUGACCCAUUAAUUGGCUUCGAAUAUGAUCAGACAUGUCGUUAUGGUGUUUAUGAUAUUUCAGUCGGACUGCAUCUUUCUUCGUUUUUCCACUGUCUUAAUUCCAAUAUGGUAAUAGAUGCAAUUAGUCAUGCAGUGAUAUUUAUUCGCUAUUCCUUAGACCACAUCCAUCAAGUUUACCUAAUGAAUACACCUGGAUCACUUGAUGAUCUUACAUCUCUUAUUGAAUUCAUGACUUCACUAAUUUUCGCAACUAAUUCUAUUGAUUUAUCUGAGCAGCUUCUCAAUAAGUUGGAUUUUACUAAAAAUACUAAAAAUUAUCAUUCACCAAUCAUUCUUCGCUUAUUACGACUGUUAGUCCUUAUUGGUUGGAAUGAAUAUAUUUUCACAUUAAGGAUUGGGAAAAUUUUUGAAAGUUUGAAUCAUCAUAUUUCUGCCUACUCAGAAAAGGUCUAUGAAGAAAAGGUUUCUGAAAAGAUCAAGAGAUAUUUGAAAGAGCGCA